Messenger RNA from Lolium rigidum, 1554 nucleotides. RefSeq names its product auxin transporter-like protein 2. The record is from RefSeq and is a predicted model, not a curated record. Gene Ontology annotation, cellular component: plasma membrane. The coding region runs from base 1 to 1554 and encodes 517 amino acids. The transcript has 7 exons. NCBI's taxonomy places the organism in Eukaryota, Viridiplantae, Streptophyta, Magnoliopsida, Poales, Poaceae.
AUGGCCGCAGCAGCCAAUGAAAGCCUCGCCGACGAGAAGGUGCCAGGAACGAUCGGCGUAGGCCGGUACGAGGAGAUGGAGCAAGACGGCGACUCCAGCGCCGCAAAGUCGCGGCUCUCCGGCCUCCUCUGGCACGGGGGCUCAGCCUACGACGCCUGGUUCAGCUGCGCUUCCAACCAGGUGGCCCAGGUGCUGCUGACGUUGCCAUACUCCUUCUCGCAGUUGGGAAUGCUGAGCGGCAUACUGUUCCAGCUCUUCUACGGCUUAAUGGGCAGCUGGACGGCGUACCUCAUCAGCAUCCUGUACUUGGAGUACAGGACCAGGAAGGAGAGGGAGAAGGCGGACUUCAGGAACCAUGUCAUCCAGUGGUUCGAGGUGCUGGACGGGCUGCUCGGGCGGCACUGGAGAAACGUCGGCCUCGCCUUCAACUGCACAUUCCUCCUCUUCGGCUCCGUCAUCCAGCUCAUCGCCUGCGCCAGCAACAUCUACUACAUCAACGACCGGCUCGACAAGAGGACGUGGACGUACAUCUUCGGCGCCUGCUGCGCCACGACGGUGUUCAUCCCGUCCUUCCACAACUACCGGAUCUGGUCCUUCCUCGGCCUCGUCAUGACCACCUACACCGCCUGGUACCUCGCCGUCGCCUCCCUCAUCCAUGGCCAGGUUGACGGUGUGAAGCACUCGGGCCCGACCAAGAUGGUGCUCUACUUCACCGGGGCCACCAACAUUCUCUACACCUUCGGUGGGCAUGCUGUUACUGUGGAGGUGAUGCACGCGAUGUGGCGGCCGCAGAAGUUCAAGGCCAUCUACCUGCUGGCGACGCUGUACGUGCUCACCCUGACGCUGCCGUCGGCGGCGAGCGUGUACUGGGCGUUCGGGGACCAGCUGCUCACGCACUCCAACGCGCUGUCGCUGCUGCCGCGCACGCCGUUCCGGGACGCCGCCGUCGUGCUCAUGCUCGUCCACCAGAUCAUCACCUUCGGCUUCGCAUGCACGCCGCUCUACUUCGUCUGGGAGAAGCUCAUCGGCCUCCACGACUGCCGCAGCCUCUGCAAGCGCGCCGCCGCCAGGCUCCCCGUCGUCGUCCCCAUCUGGUUCCUCGCCAUCGUCUUCCCCUUCUUCGGGCCCAUCAACUCCGCCGUCGGAUCGCUCCUCGUCAGCUUCACCGUUUACAUCAUCCCGGCGCUCGCGCACAUGGUCACAUACCGUUCCGCGCACGCCCGUGAGAACGCGGUGGAGCAGCCGCCGCGGUUCGCCGGGCGAUGGACGGGGACGUACGUGAUCAACACGUUCGUGGUGGUGUGGGUGCUGGUGGUCGGCUUCGGCUUCGGCGGCUGGGCGAGCAUGACCAACUUCGUUCGCCAGAUCGACUCCUUCGGCCUCUUCACCAAGUGCUACCAGUGCCCCGUGCCGGCUCCCAUCACGAUGCCGCUAUCAGCUGCUCCGGGCGGCUCCUGGCCGUUCCCCGGCGGCCUCCAGAACUUCACGAUGCUCCCGCCGGCGCCCGCUCCUUCCCCGGCGCAUUUCUUCCGGCAUCACAGCCACGGGCUCUGA